Ambispora leptoticha is the source of this 1067-nucleotide messenger RNA. The record is from the annotation of a GenBank genome assembly. Lineage: Eukaryota; Fungi; Glomeromycota; Glomeromycetes; Archaeosporales; Ambisporaceae.
UCGCGCGCAUCCCUACUGGCGUGUGGCCAUUACGUCCUGCGUUAGAUGAUGUGUGUAUACCUACUGGCGUAUGGCCAUUAUGUCCUGCGUCAGAUGCUUGGGGACAAGCCUCCAGGGAAAUGUUCGAGUUUAUUGUAACAGAAUAUCUCAACAAUACAAAAUACAAGUAUUGGUCAAUUAUCUCAAUCUUAAAGUACACAAAAUCAAAAUGUCAAUUAUAUACCGAUUCCAUUGACAAUCUUAAAGAGGUAAAAGAAUUUGUCGACAAACUUCGAGAGGAACAAGAAGAACGUGGAUUUGAAACAGCUCUUCAAAUAAAUGUGGCAUCUGCCUGUGCAAUUAAAGCCUUAAAGGACUAUCGCAUGAAUCAAACAGUCGUUAAUGAAUUAAAAAAUAACAAAUGCGAGGAAGGACCUUCAAAAACGAAAUCCAUGAAAAGAAAAAAUAAUCUAAACGAGGAAGAUGCGAGCUCAGAGAUAGAGAAUAGUUCAGAAUAUGAUGAAAGACCAAAUAAAGCUACAAAUGGCAUUGAAGAAGUCAUUAGUAGUAGCGGUGCAAGUGAUAAAUCAAAUGAAGAAUCCUUUGAUAUUCGUGAUUGGAUUAUAAAUGUAUUGUCUUCCGGAAAGGAUGUAUUCAAAAAUUCUAUCAUAACUUCGCUAAUUCCUGAUCACAAAUUCCGAAAGAUCUGUGAAAUUAUUCUUUAUGACUUUUUUUCAAUGGCUAGCAAAAAUCCAUUAAACCGCUAUAUUGGAGAACGAAAGUACACAGUAGAAAGAAUUGUACCAUUGUUCAAGGCGAUACAAUCUGUCUAUAAAGAAUUUAUGUUCGAUUGGAUUGAAGUGCAACUUAAUUGCAUCAAGGAUAUGAAGACAUUGUUUCCAAAUUUUGAUAUGACGCUUAAUAAAGCAAAUGGUGUUUGUCUGAAGGUUUCAAGUAAUAAGGAAGUAGUAUUCAUUGAAAUAGCAGGAGGUCCAGAAGUUACUAGCGCGGUAGUAAAACAUGCAAAUAAUAACAUUGUGGAUUCUUUUUUUAAAAUUUUAGAAUUGAUUGUAGAAUACUUAAAUUGA